AUGUCGUCAUCAACUACAGCCAACAAAGCCACUGCCCCGCGGUGCGGCGGUGACGCGGGAACAACCAAGCAGUCGAUUAUUUAUAAGGGCAUCAUGACGCCCAUCAUUUUCGUCUCGUUUCUGCUGUCCCUGGUGUGGGUUGAUAUCAGAUACACCAUCAAGAGAUCAAGAAACCACAGCCAAGGAGGCUGGAUGCCAUCGUGGCUGCACAACAUCGUGUACCGAAGCUCUCCGUAUCAUUACGUGCGAGUCAAAAUGCAAACGACUCCAAGCCACAAGGCCGAUCAGCAGGAGUGGUACUAUCACAGCAAGCAGAAGAAGCUGUUACGUAUGGAGGUUGACGAUGCGUUCCAGAUGAGGGGACAGGUUCUAGUGGUACUGGCGCUUGUGUCGCUGUUCGUCGUUUGGGCCUUUUGGCUGAUUGCCAACUGGGCAUGGCGAAGCAUUGGCAGCAGUACCUUCCGUAUCUGA
Molecule: messenger RNA, 471 nt
Organism: Colletotrichum destructivum
Lineage: Eukaryota; Fungi; Ascomycota; Sordariomycetes; Glomerellales; Glomerellaceae
Exons: 2
Coding region: 1-471 (156 amino acids)
Source: RefSeq, a predicted model, not a curated record